Messenger RNA from Miscanthus lutarioriparius, 3696 nucleotides. Lineage: Eukaryota; Viridiplantae; Streptophyta; Magnoliopsida; Poales; Poaceae. The record is from the annotation of a GenBank genome assembly.
AUGACUUCUCGUUGCCGAACUGUGACUUUAGGCAAUUGUUGGAACACCGAGGAUUUGCUGAUGGCUGAUGCUAGCAUAAUGGAUGAUUCUGCUGCAAGCACCAGUGGGUUGGGGGACAAGGAUCACAGUGUCUCUGCUGAUUCCCUUUCUCAGUGGCGCUCCUGCGAGCAUGUUGAUAAUGGGAUCCCUUCAACAUCCCCUCCCUUUUGGGACACCGAUAGUGAAGACGAUGAUCCUGGGCCUAGACCUUUAGAUUUAUUUGGGAGAUAUACUUGGAAAAUUGAAAACUUUUCAAAGGAGAAGAAGAGAGAAAUGAAAAGUGAACCAUUUGAAGCUGGUGGCUACAAGUGGUAUAUUCUAGUUUACCCUCAAGGAUGCGAUGUCUCCAAUCACUUGUCAUUGUUUCUUUGCGUUGCUAAUCAUGAAAAACUUCUCCCAGGAUGGAGCCAUUUUGCACAGUUUACUAUAGCUGUAGGCAACCUUGAUCCAAAGAAAGUUAAAUAUUCAGACACCUUGCACAAAUUCUGGAAGAAGGAACAUGAUUGGGGGUGGAAAAAGUUUAUGGAGCUAUCAAAGAUUCAAGAUGGUUUUCUUGUUGACGAUGUUCUUGAAAUCAUAGCUCAAGUUCAAGUUAUCAGAGAGAAAGCAGACAGACCAUUUCGUUGCCUUGAUCGCCCUUAUCGUCGAGAACUGCUCCGUGUCUACAUGACAAACAUAGAGCAAAUUUACCGACGUUUUGUUCACGAACGCAGAAGGAAACUUGUCAGGCUUAUUGAUGAUGACAUGAGGUGGUCCAGUUUCCGUGCUUUCUGGCUUGCGAUUGACCCAACAACAAAACAUCGCAUGUCCAGAGAGAAGAGCGACAUCAUAUUGAAAAUAGUGGUGAAGCAUUUUUUUGUCGAGAAAGACGUGACCUCAACAUUAGUUAUGGAUGCUCUGUAUACAGGUUUGAAGGCACUUGAGGGCUGUAGCAAUGGCAAGAAAGGAAUGGUAACUUCAAUGGACUUGGAGGAGCUAUCAGCACCUAUGGUCCAUGUUGAUAUGGACAUGUUUGUUUUGGCUGGUGACUUCAUAGCUUUGCUUGAGAGGGCAGCUUUAGAGCCCUUGUCUUGUCAAUCUCUGUCACCAAAAGAUGACAAAUGUUCCCAAACCCGUGCCAAGGAUGGUGGUACUGGAGAAAUUAACAAAGUUUCUAUUGAGCGUGAAGAAAGGUGCCUAACUGAGAUUGGUCAGAAGAUACUUGAAAUAUUUGUUCUAUCUCAUAUAUUUAGUGGGAUUGAGGUUGCCUAUCAAGAAGCUGUUGCUUUGAAGAGGCAAGAGGAGCUUAUUCGUGAAGAGGAGCUCCUUGAAAAUGAGAUGAAGGGGAAGCGUGGCAGUGCCACUGAAAAGGAUAAGCGUUCAAAGAAAAAACAGGCCAAACAAAAGAAGAAUAAUCGUAAGGUUAAGGACAAGGAAAGAGAAGAGAAAUCUGAUUCAAAUUUUCUAGAAAGGCGUCAGGAUGGAAGCACAAAUCAUGACAGGGAGGACUCUAAGCAGGUAGGGCAAUCUGCUGUGAAAGCUGAUAACUUUGGAGAAGGUGCUUCAGAUUUAUCAGACAAACUAAGUGGAUCAACAGAGACAUCUAAAGAUGACGAUUCUACUGUGGACAUCGAGACACUCGUAACAUCUGUGUCUGCUGCUGUGAACAGCAUACGAGGCAAAAUAAAUAAUUUGCUAGACAGUACAAGUCUUAUAACGCCUAAUAGAGGAAGAAGUCGGCGCAACAGGGGCAUCAGCAGUAUAAUCAUUUCCCAGUAUGAAGAUGACCUUCCCUCAUCUAGCUGCUCAGACCGCAACAUGUCUGCCUGUGGUCCAGCUCCAAGGCGUGACCAGGAGACUGCUCUACUCACCUUAAAAGAUCGGCUUCGUGAGCUUGGGCAACGACUACAUGAGAAAGAAAUUGAGGGCAGGGAACUGCUCAAGGCUCACUUGGAAAAGAAGGCAGCUGCUGAGGCCACAGUGGGUUCAUCCCUAGCAUCCUCAUCUAACUCAGAAAAGACCCCCCAGGUUCUGAAGGGGCCAGAGCAAUCCUCGGUAAUUGUUAAUGAUGCAAAUAUUAAUGCACCACUUCCAAAGGCUGUACCUGUAGCCAUAAGUGACGACAGCAAUGGAGCUGUUCUAGCAACGACAACAUCCACCAUGAACACCAAAUCUGUGCUUGUCAAUCCCACUCCAAGUAAACUUGAGCAAGUUUUGUGUGAAGAACAUGUAUCAAGUUCAAGCCAGCAAAUCAAUAAAGCUCCUCUAACGCCCUCAAGAUCACCACUAGUUGAUAAUAAGGCUAACCCAACUCCCCCAAAAUCACCUGUGCCACAGGCUGAUACAGUUGUUAAAGCUACUCCAGCUCCACCCAAAUCACCAUUGCCUCAGAUUGAUACAGUCGCUAAAGCUGCAGCUCCCACAAAAUCUUCUACAUCACAGCUUGAUAAAGUUGCUAACAUACAAGCUGCCCCCAAAUCACCUGCACCCCAGGCUGAUGAAGUUGCCUCACAUAACUCAGUAUCGCGACAGAUUCUGUCCACAUCUAUCUCCAAGACUCGAGAAGAUACGGUUUCUGAGAGGGCUUCAGUUGUUUCUGUACCUGGAACUCCUACGCCAAUGUCAAGGCCUACAAAUGCACCUCUGCUACAGGUACCAAGAUCAACUAUGCCACCUACACCAUCAGCUCAAGUUUCUCCGUUGCUUUCACGUUCACUGACUGUGUCUGAACGGCCAAACAAUGAGCCUUCACCUCCGGCCCCAAUUUAUGUAACACAGACAUAUCGAAAUGCAAUCCUUGGUAAGGGCCAUCUUGAUACAACUCCAGCAAGUCUUGAGCAAUCAACUUCUGUUUGCCCAAAUACUGCAGUUUCACAGCCAUGGUCAGCAUAUGCGAUGGCAACAUCGGUCAUGGCUCCUCCUUUCGAAAGGAAUGACCAAUUACCAGGUAAGCAAGGCUUCAUGUUUGGGCCUAGCAGGGCAGAAGCCCUUGAUAACCGGCACUCAUGGAAAGGUAACAGUGAUGUUAACAGACAUAUGUGGAAGGAUGAUGUUCCUAACCAGCAAAUGACCAAUUGUGAUGUGCAUGUGCACCAGUCGAAAGAUAUUUCUUAUCAGCAAUUAAGCAGCAGUGGGACAGAACAGCGCAGAUUGGGUGAACUACAGAGUAGGGAGCUCCAGAGGGAGAUACCUGGUGCAAGCUUUGUUUCACGCCAGCAGUAUGGGUCAGUGGCUGAAGAAUUCCCUCACAUUGAUAUUAUAAAUGACUUGCUUGAUGAAGACCAAAGCAGCGCGCAUAUGACAGUCUCUCCCCUCCAUGAGUAUCAUACAUUUGGUUUGCCAUUUUCUUCAGGAGGCAAUAUGGCAGACUCAGAAAUAGCUUCCGUAAGUAGUUCUGUCAGGUUUGACUUGACUGACCCUUACUAUGAUGAGGGUUACAGGAGGGCCUAUGAUGACACACACAAUGCUCCGCAUAGGUUGGAUGCUUACCCCAACGGAAGGUUGGACUCAACUGCACCGCAGCGUUGGCCAUAUAGCCAUCCAAAUCCAGCUGUGAACCUUGCAAAUAAUCCUAAUGUAGUUCCACAGCAGAUGGGAGAGUAUACUAAUUUAGCUAGUGGGAGGGUGAAUGGGGAAUAUUCAGAUUAUAUGUAUCGCCUUGCCAAUGGGCAAUGGUGA